Elaeis guineensis (African oil palm) is the source of this 2980-nucleotide messenger RNA. RefSeq lists its product as uncharacterized. The record is from RefSeq and is a predicted model, not a curated record. Gene Ontology annotation, cellular component: membrane. Lineage: Eukaryota; Viridiplantae; Streptophyta; Magnoliopsida; Arecales; Arecaceae.
GGCGGUGACCUAAUUUUACUAUCAGUCGGUCAUCACCCACCAUCCAACGAGGAGGUCGGUGACUCCAAGCGCCUCCGUUGGCGGAGCCUUCCUUCCAUCUGUCGCCCGGUGGACAUCCACCGCUGACCGCACCAAACGCGCCGCAUAUGUUCGCUGUCGUCACCGUCGCCCCCGAGUUGGCGCACCCCAAAUGAUCGACUAAUUUCUAUUAGUAUUCCUCUCUCUCGUCUCUUCUCCACCUUCUUUCCCUCGGCGAAGCCCAGAUCUUCUAUUGCCGGAUCCGCUCCUCUUUGACCGGUUCCAACCUCGCUACUUCGUCGCCAAGAAGAAGAGGAGGAGGAAGAGGAGAAUUCGAACGGAGAGAGAGGAAGAGAGAUGUGGGUUUUUUAUUUGAUCUCGCUUCCCCUCACCCUCGGGAUGGUGAUGGUCACGCUGCGGUACUUCGCCGGGCCGGACGUGCCGAGAUACGUGCUCUUCACCGUCGGAUACGCCUGGUUCUGCUCCCUCUCCAUCAUUAUUCUUGUGCCCGCCGACAUCUGGACGACAAUAAUAGGACGUCAGCAGGGCGGCAUUGCUUUCUUCUGGAGUUGGUCAUAUUGGAGUACAUUUCUGCUAACAUGGGCUGUGGUUCCUACUAUUCAGGGUUAUGAAGAUGCUGGAGAUUUCACGGUGAAAGAAAGACUAAGAACUAGUGUUCGAAUGAACUUGCUCUUCUAUAUAAUUGUGGGAUCUAUUGGCCUUUUUGGUCUCAUUCUGCUUGUUAUCAUGCAUAGGGAUUGGAGUGGAGGUAUUGUGGGCUUAGCCAUGGCUUGCUCAAAUACCUUUGGGCUGGUGACAGGUGCAUUUCUUCUUGGUUUUGGUUUCAGCGAGAUUCCUAAGAGCAUUUGGAGGAAUGCAGAUUGGAAUAACCGCCAAAAAGUUCUCUCUCAUAGGGUUGCGAAAAUGGCUGUCAAGCUAGAUGAUGCUCAUCAAGAAUUUUCCAAUGCAAUUGUGGUUGCACAAGCCACAUCCAAUCAGAUGUCAAAGCGUGAUCCUUUAAGGCCCUACAUGGAUGUUAUCGAUAGCAUGUUGCAUCAAAUGUUGCGGGAAGAUCCAUCUUUCAAGCCAUCAGGAGGUAGACUGGGGGAAAAUGAUAUGGAUUAUGAUACUGAUGAUAAGACGAUGGCUGCACUGAGACGUCAACUUCGGAUAGCUCGAGAGGAGUAUUACAGAUACAAAAGUGAAUAUAUGGCUUAUGUCAUGGAAGCCCUCGAAUUGGAAGAUACGAUAAAAAAUUAUGAGCAUCGUGAUUCAAAUGGAUGGAAAUAUGUUUCAAGUUUUAGAGAAAGUCGAAGGGGCAAUCUAGGAUUCUUUCUUGAUAUUAUGGAGUUCUUAUGGCGUUGUAUACUAAGAAAGCAACUCCAGAAACUCUUGGCUGUGAUCCUUGGUUGCAUGUCUGCUGCUAUUCUAUUGGCUGAGGCCACUUUGUUACCAAGUGGAGUUGAUUUAUCUCUUUUCUCCAUUCUUAUACAUGCUGUGCGAAAGCAAGAAGUGCUAGUCCAGAUAGCUGCAUUUGUUCCACUGAUGUACAUGUGUAUUUGCACAUAUUAUUCCUUGUUCAAGAUUGGAAUGCUAAUGUUCUAUUCACUAACUCCAAGACAAACAAGCUCAGUUAGCUUACUCAUGAUAUGCUCAAUGGUUGCGCGAUAUGCACCUCCCAUUUCUUACAAUUUUCUUAAUCUCAUUCGUCUUGGUGGUAAUGCCAAAACUAUUUUUGAAAAGAGAAUGGGGAAUAUCGAUGAUGCCGUCCCCUUUUUUGGAAGAGGGUUUAACAAAAUCUACCCGCUUAUUAUGGUUAUUUACACCCUGCUGGUUGCAAGCAAUUUCUUUGGCCGAGUAAUUGAUUAUUUUGGAAGCUGGAAAUGGUUCAAGUUCCAGAGUGAGCAAGAUGACAUGGAUGGGUUUGAUCCAUCUGGCAUGAUUAUCCUUCAGAAAGAGAGGUCUUGGCUUGAGCAAGGGUGUAAAGUUGGUGAGCAAGUUAUACCUUUAGCAAGAAAUUUUAACGGUACAAGUAUGGAUGUUGAAUCUGCUGCUGAACCACUGGAUAAGAGCACAGUGGAGAUGAAACCUGGGGCUACACCAUCGAUGGAAAAUGGGAGUCAAGCAAAAGCUCUGAAAGAAGAGGGCCAUAAGGUCAGUACCAAUCGCGAAACCAUUGCAAGCAAAUACUCAAUGAUAAGAAAGCAGCAAGGCAGGCAGUCAUCAGUGUCCAAAGAGAAUGGCACAUCACCAGCUUCAGUAUCUUUGCUUGAUACCGGCAAUGCUGCAAAGCAGUCUGACAGCUUGACAGCAGGUACAUCGACAGGACUAGCCUCUACAUGGGCAUCAAUGAAGACUGGUCUCCAGAAUUUCAGGGCCAACGUAGGGGCAAGGAAGUUUUUUCCACUGCGGCAAGCUCAGCCAACUCCUCUCCAUUCCUAUGUCUCCUCUUCUGAGUCCCUCGAUGAAAUUUUCCAAAGAUUGAAGCAUCGUCCAAAGAGAGACCAAGAUAUAGAUUUAGAUGAUGAUGAUGUGGAUGUGACAACUUCAGGGUUAACGAGAUAGUACAGGACAUAAUUCAUCUAAGAAAGCAGAGUUAAAUGGUUACAUUGCGAGGAUGUUACAUUGUGGGAUUCUGGACAAUGUACAGAUUCAAUAGCAGGUUUGUGUCGAGCCUUUCUUUUGAUGGGAUUUUCUGCAGGUCAUGCAGGAGAUUUGGUUUACAUACCAGAAGCUGUAUACGGGUAAGGAUGGAAUAUGAACAGGUAGAGCGUCAGAAGACUAAGCUGGAAUUCGAGAGCGCAUAGGGUCAUCUAAGACUGCAGCCUGUAUUUGGAGAUAUCAACAUGUAUGCCGAUGAAGGCAAAUCUGUUUGUGUGGCUUUUGGCCAGCUUAGCCCUUAUUACUUGUGUUUGCACAAAGAAUUCAAUGAAAUAUAGAUAUUUUUCAGAGAAACAAAGAA